AUGGUCUUGUCUCUGGUUCAGCUCAGCUCGAGGACGGUUGUCCAGGUCUUCGACAUUGCUACUUCUCCUCUUUUAUUCCUUGGCUUGUCUUCCCGUCGUAGCAUGCCUGAAGCUACUCUUAUUAGCACUCUUCCUGAUUUUACAUCUGUCUCUCGGAAUCUGCGUAAUCCUUUGGUCAAGGCUCUGGUUGAAAAUCCAAACAUGGCUACUGUUUCUCUUUGUGGUGAUUAUGGGUGGCUGUCCGAUUGGAGAUUUGUUGUUCUUGCUCGCGGUGGGUUGGAGAAGUGGCGCUUCUCUAGUUUGGCUUUUCGGUUGGCUUCCAUCGACGAUGACAUUUUAGGUGGUGGGCCGUCCUGGUGCAGAGUUUGA
Arabis nemorensis is the source of this 369-nucleotide messenger RNA. The record is from the annotation of a GenBank genome assembly. Lineage: Eukaryota; Viridiplantae; Streptophyta; Magnoliopsida; Brassicales; Brassicaceae.